This is a messenger RNA of Elephantulus edwardii (Cape elephant shrew), 666 nucleotides long. It is a transcript of the gene DDX39A, whose product is annotated as DEAD (Asp-Glu-Ala-Asp) box polypeptide 39A. Gene Ontology annotation, biological process: mRNA export from nucleus; mRNA splicing, via spliceosome. Lineage: Eukaryota; Metazoa; Chordata; Mammalia; Macroscelidea; Macroscelididae. Gene Ontology annotation, molecular function: RNA helicase activity; RNA binding. The transcript has 6 exons. The annotation marks the transcript as partial. The record is from RefSeq and is a predicted model, not a curated record.
GACGUGCAGGAGAUCUUCCGGCUGACGCCCCACGAGAAGCAGUGCAUGAUGUUCAGUGCCACUCUAAGCAAGGAUAUCCGGCCCGUCUGUAGGAAGUUCAUGCAAGACCCCAUAGAGGUGUUUGUGGACGAUGAGACCAAGCUCACGCUUCACGGGCUGCAGCAGUACUACGUCAAGCUCAAAGACAGCGAGAAGAACCGCAAGCUCUUUGACCUCUUAGACGUGCUGGAGUUCAACCAGGUGGUGAUCUUCGUGAAGACGGUGCAGCGCUGCAUGGCCCUAGCCCAGCUUCUUGUGGAACAGAACUUCCCAGCCAUAGCCAUCCACCGGGGCAUGUCCCAGGAGGAGCGUUUGUCCCGCUAUCAGCAGUUCAAGGAUUUCCGGAGACGUCUGCUGGUGGCCACCAACCUGUUUGGUCGAGGAAUGGACAUCGAGCGCGUCAACAUCGUCUUCAACUAUGACAUGCCUGAAGACUCCGAUACCUACCUCCAUCGGGUAGCCCGUGCAGGUCGCUUUGGCACCAAAGGCCUGGCUAUCACCUUUGUGUCUGACGAGAAUGAUGCCAAAACCCUCAAUGAAGUUCAGAACCGGUUUGAGGUGAACGUGGCACAGCUUCCCGAUGAGAUCGACAUUUCUACAUACAUUGAACCGAGUCGACCAAGCUGA